Dovyalis caffra is the source of this 885-nucleotide messenger RNA. The record is from the annotation of a GenBank genome assembly. NCBI's taxonomy places the organism in Eukaryota, Viridiplantae, Streptophyta, Magnoliopsida, Malpighiales, Salicaceae.
AUGACUCAGUCCCUUCCAAACCGAGGCAUUGGGUUUAUGAGAAUUGUAAUGUUCAUGAUCUUGGCUGGCCAACAACAAAGAGUUGUUAUAGAGAACAGCCAUGGUGAAAAGCUUGUAGGGAUAUUACAUGAAACUGGUUCCAAAGAGCUUGUUAUUUUGUGCCAUGGAUUUCAAUCUUCAAAGGAACGGAUACCAAUGGUAAACCUUGCUGCUGCUCUAGAGAAAGAAGGAAUCAGUACCUUCCGAUUCGACUUUGCCGGAAAUGGGGAAAGUGAAGGCUGGUUUCAAUAUGGUAACUACCGUAGAGAAGCUCAGGAUUUACGUUCUGUGGUCCAGCAUUUUCAGGGGGAGAAACGUGUGAUAAGUGCAGUUAUUGGACAUAGUAAAGGAGGAAAUGUGGUGCUCUUGUAUUCUUCCCAGUACAAUGAUGUCCAUACAGUGGUUAACAUUUCUGGCCGGUUUAACCUGGAGAGAGGCAUGGAAGCCCGCCUGGGUAAAGACUUUUUACAUAGACUCAAGCAACACGGAUAUAUAGAUGUCACUAAUAGAAAAGGAAAAUUCGAGUAUCGUGUGACCGAAGAAAGUUUGAAGGAUCGUUUAACUACUGAUAAUCAUAGAGUCUGCUUAUUGAUUCAACAAGAGUGCAGGGUGUUGACAGUUCAUGGAUCCAUGGAUAAAAUUGUUCCAGUUGAAGAUGCUUUGCAAUUUGCCAAGUUCAUACCAAAUCAUAAACUACACAUCAUGAAGGGAGCUGAUCAUGAAUAUACUUCACAUCAAGGCGAGUUAGCUUCAGUUGUAUUGGAUUUUCUGAGGGAAGAUUUUAAUGCAGAAAAAGACAUGCCUAAGCUACCAUUGAAGGAUCAUUCUUUUCGUUCUCGACUGUGA